This is a messenger RNA of Closterium sp. Naga37s-1, 2077 nucleotides long. NCBI's taxonomy places the organism in Eukaryota, Viridiplantae, Streptophyta, Zygnematophyceae, Desmidiales, Closteriaceae. The record is from the annotation of a GenBank genome assembly.
AUGCUCGAUGCUGGCAUGGCGGGAACGGGAAUGCCUCGCAGCGCGAGCAGUGGGAAUCUGGCGGGCGUGGGGAUGAGUGGUGCGGGAGUGGGGAUGAGUGGUGCGGGAGUGGGACUCACCCCCACCUUGGGAACAAUGCUUGAUCCCGCCAGGGGGGGUGGCGGGGUCCCUAGAAGCGCCAGCAGCGGGAAUCUGGUGCGAAUGGGGCAGAGAGGUGGGGGGAUGGGGUUCACCCCCCCAAUGGGUAGUCCGAUGCUUGAAGCUGGCAUGGCGGGAACGGGAAUGCCUCGCAGCGCGAGCAGCGGGAAUCUGGCGGGGAACAUGGGCGGCAGCAUGGGCGGCAGCAUGGGCGGCAGCAUGGGCGGCAGCAUGGGCGGCAGCGUGGGCGGCAUUAGAUUCACUCCCACCAUGGGCACAGUGCUUGGGAGUCCCAGGGUCCCUCGAAGCGCCAGCAGCGGGAAUAUGGGCGGCAGUGGGGCGGGCAUGGGCGGGAGUGGUGGGGGCGGCAUGAGCAGGAGCAGUGCGGGGGGCGGGAGUAGCGCGGGAUUAAGGGCGCAGCAGCAGCAGCAGGCGCAGCAGCAGCAGCAGGUGCAACGGCGGCACAAGGAAAAAGAAGCUGUAACGGGGGAAGGCACAGGCGCAGUAGCAGCAACAGCACGAGGCGAAGCUACCAGAAAAGAGACUGCAGGAUCCACAGCAGGGGCCCACCCAGGAGUCCGGCCAGGAAAGGCGGAUGUGAAAGCAAUGGUGCGGGCAGCGGGAGAAGGAGGAAAGUCAGACACGAAUAGCACGGUGCAGGCAGGAGCAGGAGGAGCAGGAGGGAAAAAGUCCAAGGCAAAAGCCAUGGUGCAGGCAGCGGGAGCAGGAGGAAAGGCAGACGUGAAAGCAGCCGUGCAGGCAGGAGCAGGAGGGGAAAGGGUGAAAGAGAAAGCUGCCAAGAAUGAGACAGCAGCAGCAGGAGGGGCAAAGGUGGACGUGAGAGCACUGGUGCAAGCAGCUUUGGAGGAGUGGCGGAGGACGGAGGCAGCAGCAAUGCAGCAGCUGGCAGCCUCUGUGCUGGGGAAAGGGUUAUCGGACGUGCGCAAGGUGUAUCAGCUGGGGAAGGAGCUGGGGCGGGGCAACUUUGGGGUGAUCAGGGAGGCCGUGGAUUGGGUGUCUGGGGAGCGUGCUUCAUAUGAGUUUCGCCUCUCCUCUCCCUCACCUUCUCUCCUCUCCUUCACCAGUGCUUCAAAUGAGUGUGGAGGUGGUACGGGCGCUCAAGUGGGGCAUGCAGCUCCUUUUACAUUGGAACCCCUCACUCGCCUCUUCUUCUCCUUCUCCUCCCCAUCCCAUCCCACCUGCCAGUGCAUGGAAGACUUAGCGGAUCUUCGGAGGGAGGUGGAGUGCGUGGCCGACUUAGCGGAUUUGAGGAGGGAGGUGGAGGUGGAGUGCGUGGACGACAUAGCGGAUCUCCGGAGGGAGGUGGAGGUGAUGCGAGCGGUCAAGGGCCAUCCCAACAUUGUGUCGCUCGUGGAUACGUAUGAAGAUGACACGGACGUGCACAUGGUGAUGGAGCUGUGCGAGGGCGGGGAGCUAUUCGACCGCAUUGUUGCGCGCAAACACUACAGAGAGCGCCAGGCAGCACAGGUGUGCCGAACUCUCGCCGACGUGCUCCGCUACUGCCACUCCCAGUGCAUCCUGCAUCGCGACUUAAAGCCAGAGAACGUGCUCCUCGUCUCCACGCGCAGCGACACGCGCGUGAAGCUCAUAGACUUUGGCAUGGCCUACCGCUUUCAGGAAGGCGAGCGCUGCACGCAGCGCGCCGGCACUCCCAACUACAUUUCUCCAGAAGUCAUCGCGAAGAAUUACGGGACCGAGGCGGACGUGUGGAGCUUAGGGGUGAUUCUCUAUGUGAUGCUGUGCGGGCUGCCGCCGUUUUGGGGCGAUUCGACGGAGGAGAUCUUCUCGAGUAUUCUGUACGAGCCGUUGGAUCUGGAGACCGAGCCUUGGCCGGACGUGUCUGCCGCGGCUAAGGACUUGGUUCGGCGGAUGCUGUGCCGGAGGUUCGACGAGCGGAUCACGGUGCCGGAGAUCCUGA